Messenger RNA from Myxocyprinus asiaticus (Chinese sucker), 1139 nucleotides. Its product is annotated as von Willebrand factor C domain-containing protein 2-like. Gene Ontology annotation, cellular component: AMPA glutamate receptor complex. The record is from RefSeq and is a predicted model, not a curated record. The coding region runs from base 134 to 802 and encodes 222 amino acids. Gene Ontology annotation, biological process: negative regulation of BMP signaling pathway. The transcript has 4 exons. Gene Ontology annotation, molecular function: protein binding. NCBI's taxonomy places the organism in Eukaryota, Metazoa, Chordata, Actinopteri, Cypriniformes, Catostomidae.
GGAUCGCUUGAUUACGAGUCCAACAAAGUGGAACCAGACAUUUGUACGCGUGUCAUAUUUGCAGAAUGGAGACGGACAACUUAAGGGACCUGAGACGCUCUCCUUGAAUGCGUCAAGACAGCAGCAGCGAAGGAUGGGCCCUUUUCUCCCGGCGAUUUGCGUCGUGUUGCUCGCCCUGAACGCCGCCGUCUCGCCGGCCUCUGUCGGCCCUGAGGACUAUCCCGCCGUGGAUGAGGCCGAGAGAACUGCCAACAAUGACAUCAUUUUCGAUGACUACCGAGGGAAAGGCUGCGUGGAUGACAGUGGCUUUGUGUACAAGCUCGGAGAACGCUUCUUUCCGGGCCACUCAAAUUGCCCGUGCGUGUGCACGGAGGACGGACCUGUUUGCGACCAACCCGAGUGCCCUAAAAUACACCCCAAGUGCACCAAGGUGAAACACAACGGUUGCUGCCCCGAAUGCAAGGAGGUCAAAAACUUCUGUGAAUAUAAAGGGAAGACUUACAAAAUCCUGGAGGAGUUCAAGCCCUCGACCUGUGAAUGGUGUCGCUGCGAGCCAAAUAACGAGGUACACUGUGUGGUCGCUGACUGUGCAGUACCAGAGUGCGUCAACCCAGUGUACGAGCCAGAGCAGUGCUGCCCCAUCUGUAAAAAUGGUCCAAAUUGCUUUGCUGGAACGACGAUCAUCCCAGCUGGCAUCGAAGUGAAGGUGGACGACUGCACCAUCUGUCGGUGCCACAGCGGGGACUGGUGGAAGCCUGCACAGUGCUUGCGGCGGGAGUGCCUGAAUGGCCAGACAUCAUAGAAGCCCCUCCAGAGCUGUAGGGAGGGACACCGAUUAGAUGUGUGGCACGACUGUCAGAACACAGGGGGCGGCCCACUUUAUGGCAGCACUAGACUGAUUGGCAGGAGCACAAUUCCUUUGGCAAACUAAGACGGCUGGACAAGCUGAGAUACAUGGACUCUAAUACACAGUGUACACAUACACACACACACAUAAAAGUCCUUGGCAGAAUCAUAGCAAGUAUUUCUCACCAAGGACACAUUUGUUUUCUCUUGUGAUGAGUUCAUACUAGGGUGAAUCUCCAAAAAACAAGUCUAGGUUGGAUUUUACCCCAAAAUCAUAAGAAAAUAAAUAAGUA